Rotaria sp. Silwood2 is the source of this 3444-nucleotide messenger RNA. The record is from the annotation of a GenBank genome assembly. Lineage: Eukaryota; Metazoa; Rotifera; Eurotatoria; Philodinida; Philodinidae.
AUGAUGCAUAAAGUGAAAGACGCUGUUUCGAAAUUUUUUCAACCAUCGUUCUUAUUCACAGCUAGUAAUGAAACAGAUAGUCCUAAACGAAAACGAUCAAUUUCUAUAGAAGAAACUAAUGAUAAACAACAAAUUGAGACAACUAGAAAUAUUACAACAAAUAGUCAAAUUACAUCAUCAAAAUCAAAAUAUCUUCAUCAACCAAUCAGAGAUGAUGAAUCACAAUUGACAGAUGAUGAAGAUAAUAAUAAUCAAGAUGUAUCAUCAACUGGACAAGAUUUAAAAGAAAUUGAACAACAAAAAAAAAGACGUCGUACAACUACUUAUCAACUGAUUGAUACGACAAAUGGUCAUCAUGAAAAUGAAAAAACAUCUUUAUAUCCAAAUUCGACAGAUACCAAAAGCUCAUUAUCAAAUCAUCGAUUUCAUCAUACAACCGCUGGUGAACAAAAUUCGAAUGAAAGAAUAAAUCGAAUAAUAUCAUCUACACAACGUUUUAAUAUCACAUCAACAUCAAAUUAUGAUCCAUCAAAAUCACCUCUUUUUUCUAUCGAUAAUAGAAAAUCAACUGAAACAACAACAACAACAAAUCUUAAAUCAAAUGAAUUUUCAGCAAAUUAUUUACUAGCAAGUGGUUUAACUGAUCGAUCUCAAUUAUCUACGUCAAAUAGUCAACAAUCAUCAGCAACAUUAACACAUCCUGUAAAUAAUAAAAAUCAAUUAUUAUCAAAUGAACGACGAAUGUUUGGUGUUAAUUAUGCAUCAAUUAAUUCACAUCGUUUAUCUUAUAUUGAAAGACUUCGUCGACGAACUUUACAAGAUUGUAUACGACUUAAUCGUACACUUGAUAAUGAACCAUUAUCGAUAUCAACAAUUGAUGAACAAAAAUCAAAAACUAAUUCUUUAGAAUUAAAUCGAACAAAAGUACAAGAAAAAGAAUGUGGUAUUCAAUGUAAUAUUUCAAUUGUUGAAAAUACAAAAGAAUCAAAUAAAAAACUUCAACGUGCAUUUCCACCAAUUGAUAUUCAAUAUGAAGCAUUAUCAGUACCAACUACUGAAAAAAUUCAAUCAUCUACUCAAACAGAUUCAUCAGUUCAAACAAAUAGUUCAAUAACAGUUGAAAAAAUACAAACACCAGUGCCAAUGAUUCAUAUUACCAAACCUAAAGUACUUGGUGAUGUUACACCAUUUUCAUGGCCAGAAUUUGCUCAUGCUCAAGAACAGUAUGCUAAAAAAUAUCCAGAAAAAUGUAUUGAUACAAUACUUUCUAAAUCAGUCACUUCUACUAUCGAAAAAUCAAUUAAUAAUACAAAUUCAACAGUAUGUCAACAAACAAAUACAAGUACUAAUAAAAUGUUUAAAAUGUCAACACCCCCUUUAUCAUCAUUACAUCCUGUUCAAUCAAUUUGGAAAUGUCCUUCAUGUACGAAAGAACAUCCAGCACAAACAGCAUCAUGUUCACUUUGUCAUGGUAUUAAUCGGAAUUAUAAAAAACCAAGUGCGAUUCAAUCAACAAUAACAGUUGCAAAAGAACCAACUAUAUCUACUCCUGCUGCUGCUAUUAUUAAUCAAACAGUAAAUAGAGAAAAUCCAGUUAUCAUUUCUGCUCCAAUAACUACUACUCCGCAAUUUGGUAUAAUAACAACUAAAGAAAAUCCAGUGGUCACUGCUGCUUCAUCUACCACUGCUUCACAAUUUGGUAUAACAACAAUUAAAGAAAAUCCAUUGGUUACUGCCACUUCAACUACCACUACUCCGCAAUUCAGUGCAGUAACAACUAAAGAAAAUUCAAUUAUCAUUUCUGCUCCAAUAACUACUACUUCGCAAUUUGGUAUCAUAACAACUAAAGAAAACCCAGCGGUCACUACUGCUUCAACUGUCUUUACUCCACAAUUCGGUGUAGUAACAACUAAAGAAAGUCCAAUGGUCACUACUGCUCCAAUAACUACUACUUCGCAAUUUGGUAUAAUGACAACUAAAGAAAACCCAGUGGUCACUACUGCUUCAACUGCCUUUACUCCACAAUUCGGUGUAGUAACAACUAAAGAAAGUUCAAUAGUCACUACUGCUCCAAUAACUGCGACUCUACAAUUUGGUACAACCACAACUAAGGAAAAUCCAUUGGUCACUGCUUCUUCAUCUACCACUGCUUCACAAUUUGGCAUAACAGCAACUAAAGAAAAUCCAGUGAUUACUCCUGCUCCAAUAUCUACUACUCUACAAUUUGGUACAACUACAAGCCAUGAAAAUCCUAUACCAAGCAAUGCUUUUCGUUCUCAAUUUGGCAUAAUGUCAGGUGUAUCACCAGUAGUAGUUACUACGGAAAAUCCAGCGCCUAAUAGCACACUACCCAUAUUUGGUACAACAACAGCACCAACUAAAGACAGUUUUUCAACUACUAAUACUGCACCUUCAUUCGGUACAAUAUCAUUCGAUAAACCAUUAACUACUAGUACAAGUAAUCUUUUUCAAUUUGGUACAACAUCGCAGCCUUUUUCUUCAGUAUCAUCAACAAGUUUUACUACAGCAACUACAAGUUCUACUGUUCCUUCAGUUGCUGCAAUGAUAUCAAACAUACCAAUGUCAUCAUCAUCAUCAUCAUCGAAACGACCACUUUUUGGACCAUUUGAUAGUACUUCAACGAUAGCAACAACAACAACAGCUGCUCCUGUUUCAUCCCAUCAAUCAGCUCCAGUUACCAUGGAACCCACUAUGUCAAAUUCAUUUGCAGCAACAAAUUCAACUUUAUUUGGUUCUUCAACAAUACCACCAGUUCCUACUACGACAAAUUCGUUUUCGGCACCGUCAACAACAAGUAGUUUUUCUAUGCCGAACAAUUUUAUAUCUACAAGUACAGCAUCAACUCCAUUUCAAUUCGCUAGAGGUGGUUUUAAUUUUGUACCUCCUUCUACAACAGCAACAACACAAAAUAACCCUCAAUUUGGAUUUGCUUCUGCUGCUGAUGCUGCUAGUUCUUCAAAAUUCUUUGCACCGGCAAGUACUAUUUCAUCAGUUAAUUCAAACACUGUACCAAUGUUUGGGCCAACUUCUGUAUUUGGAAUAACUCCAACAUCAGUUGAUAAAUCUGCAAAUUCAACAAAUAAUUCAUCAUUUGCAUUUGGUUUUGGAUCUGCACCAAAUACAACAACAUCAGCCGUUCCUACUGGUGGUUUUUCAUUUGUACCUCAAUCAUCAUCAACAAUACCAACAUUUGGUGCUGUUCCAUCUGCAUUACCAUCCAGUACACCGUCGAAUUCAUUUAACUUUGGUGCAACAUCGACUGGUUCUACAAAUCCUCCUCUGUUUCAAGCUGCUGGAGCAACAUCUACACCAUCUUUAUCUGGUUCUAUAGUUGACCCUCCAAAUCCUUUCAAUAUUGGAAGUAAUGAUUCAUCGAAGAGUCCACGUCCAGUUCUCAGAGCAAAGCGUCGACAGAAAAACUAA